This is a messenger RNA of Odocoileus virginianus texanus, 1771 nucleotides long. It is a transcript of the gene RHBDL2, whose product is annotated as rhomboid like 2. The record is from RefSeq and is a predicted model, not a curated record. Gene Ontology annotation, cellular component: membrane. Gene Ontology annotation, molecular function: serine-type endopeptidase activity. NCBI's taxonomy places the organism in Eukaryota, Metazoa, Chordata, Mammalia, Artiodactyla, Cervidae.
GCGGGGAGGGGAUUUCCUCGGGCUCCCUCCCCCGGGGGCUGGGCCAGCGGGAACCUGUGGGAGGAUUUUAAUUUGAGGAGCGACCUAGCAGUGUCUGGCAGGGCGGGAACUUGAGGACACCUGAGGCAGCCCCUUGGCCUGGAAGGCAGGGAGCAGCCUGUGCUGCCUGGGUCGCACCUUGGCCUCCCCAGGUGGAGGACGACCCAGGACAAUGGCUGCUGCUCACCAUUUGGAGAUAGAGGAGGACGUGAAUCUGAAUAUGGAUAGAGAGAUGAAGGAAGAGCUGGAAGAGGAGGAAGUGAGAGAGGGCGGGGCAGAUAAAGACCCCUUCAAGCCUAGAAAGGUCCACAGGAUUGUCUCAAAAUGGAUGCUUCCUGAACCGGUGCGAAGAACAUACCUGGAAAGAGCCAACUGCCUCCCGCCCCCUGUGUUCAUCAUCUCCAUCAGCAUCGCCGAGCUGGCACUAUUUAUUUACUAUGCUGUAUGGAAGCCUCAGAAACAGUGGAUCACCUUGGACACGGGCAUCUUGGAGAGUCCUUUUAUCUACCGUCCUGAGAAGCGGGAGGAAGCCUGGAGAUUUAUCUCAUACAUGCUGGUUCAUGCUGGAGUUCAGCACAUCCUGGGGAAUCUUAUCAUGCAGCUGAGUCUGGGUAUCCCCUUGGAAAUGGUCCACAAAGGCCUCCGAGUGGGGCUGGUGUACCUGGCAGGAGUGAUAGCAGGAUCCCUUGCCAGCUCCAUCUUUGACCCACUCAAAUCUCUUGUGGGUGCUUCAGGAGGAGUCUAUGCUCUGAUGGGAGGCUAUUUUAUGAAUGUUCUAGUGAAUUUUAAAGAAAUGAUUCCUGCUUUUGGAGUUGUCAGACUACUCAUCAUUGUUCUUAUAAUUGCGUCGGACAUGGGAUUUGCUCUCUACAGACGGUUCUUUGUUCCUGCAAAUGGGUCUCCGGUGUCUUUUGCAGCUCACAUUGCAGGUGGAUUUGCUGGAAUGUCCAUUGGUUAUACCGUGUUCAGCUGCUUUGAUCAGGCAUUGCUGAAAGAUCCAAGGUUUUGGACAGCGAUUGCAGCUUAUUUAGCUUUUGUUUUAUUUGCUGUGUUUUUCAACAUUUUCCUAUUUCCAGUGAACUGACUUGCCCUUAAAAAAACCAGUGAAUAAAAAGGGCCAUCUGGGGGGAAAAAACAAAACUGGAGAACUCUCUAUGAAGAAACAGAGAAGUCCCAGCAAAUGCUAACAAUUUUAUAAAGAGAACACCCCUGAAGUUGUCGGUUUCAAAGACUGCUUACAAAAGGGGUUACGGUUUAAGGAAGGAGCUCUUCUGAGGGAAUGAAGGGGAAGAGGAAGAGAGAAAAGGGAGGGGAAGUGAGAAGCAGAGACUGGCUCUUUUCUAGGCAUGCCAUGUCAAGGGUAUGCAUUCUUUAAAAGAACUUGCUCUUAGGAGGAUAUGGUAUAGAGACUGCUUGAUAGAAUCCACAAAUAAUGUACUCUGCUGAUAAUAAAAACUUUUCAUAUCUGUCAGACUACCGAUGAUCACUUUCCAUCACUGUCUGAGUCAACAGGUCACUGUUUGGGGUGCUUUACGUGCAUUAUUGCUAAUCUUUUUAACAACCCAGAAAGGCAGCUAUUACUCUGCAUCUUAGAGAGGAGGCUAUGAGAACUCUCAGAAAAAAAAAAUCAAGUAAUUUGUCUAAGAGGGGGCAGGACUUAAAGGUUGCAAAUGACAGGGCUUCCCAGAUGGCUCAGUGAGUAAAGAAUCCAUCUGCAAUGCAGGAGACACAG